AUGACUAUGAGUCGUUAUUGCGAUGAUGUUAUUUGUGGUGACGUUAUUGUGAUGACGUUUUCCCACUGCGUAAGCGAAGUUUUUCCGCCUGUUGGAGCGGAGAUCCCGUCUGUUCCUCAGUAUACCAAGUUCCUGUGCAUCGUUGCUCGUGAAGCUGCUCAUUCGCUGCAUGUUUUGUUUGUUCUCGCGCCUCCGUAUGCUGUUAGUUUGGAUCAGAUGCAUCAGGUCACGAUGUGA
Gongylonema pulchrum is the source of this 237-nucleotide messenger RNA. The record is from the annotation of a GenBank genome assembly. Lineage: Eukaryota; Metazoa; Nematoda; Chromadorea; Rhabditida; Gongylonematidae.